CUGCUCUGGAAAUUGAAUUUUAAAACAACGACUCGCUGUACAUGCCGCGCCUUUCGUAUCCAAAACUCGCCAACAUGGUCAAACGUGGUGCACUCAUUGUGCUUGAAGGCUGUGACCGAUCCGGGAAAUCAACACAGUGCUCCAAUCUCGUCAACUACCUGACUGCAUGCAACAUUGACUCGAAGCUUCUAAAAUUUCCAGAUAGAACAACCAGCACAGGACAAAUGAUCAACUCAUACUUGACCAAUGCAACCGAACUAAACGACCAAGCAGUCCACUUAUUGUUCUCUGCUAAUCGCUGGGAAGCCAUGGAUAAUAUGCGCUCAAUGCUUCUCUCUGGUACCACGCUGGUCGUGGAUCGAUACGUAUAUUCAGGCGUGGCAUUUACUGCGGCAAAGGGCCUGGAUAUGAAUUGGUGCAAGCAGCCCGAUGUCGGCUUGCUCACACCUGAUCUGGUGCUGUUUCUGGAUUUACCCAUUGAAGCUGCUGAGCAACGCGGUGGAUUCGGAGAGGAGCGAUAUGAGAAACGCGAAAUGCAAAUCAAUGUACGAGAGUUGUUUUUGCAACUUCAGGACUCUUUGUGGCAGUUGAUUGACGCCAACAGAACCAUGCAAGAAAUUGAAAUGGAUAUUCGACAACGUGUUCUAUCGACUCUUGACACCAUCCAUGACAAGCCUUUAAAGCAAGAUUUGUGGACAAAUAAAUAGAUGGGACUAUAUAAUGCUACUGUAGGUUGAUUUAUAGAAGGAAAUAAAAUAAAGAGAAGAGAGA
This is a messenger RNA of Umbelopsis ramanniana AG, 771 nucleotides long. RefSeq lists its product as uncharacterized. Gene Ontology annotation, cellular component: nucleus; mitochondrion; cytoplasm. The coding region runs from base 42 to 707 and encodes 221 amino acids. Gene Ontology annotation, molecular function: dTMP kinase activity; ATP binding. Gene Ontology annotation, biological process: dTTP biosynthetic process; dTDP biosynthetic process; dUDP biosynthetic process. Lineage: Eukaryota; Fungi; Mucoromycota; Umbelopsidomycetes; Umbelopsidales; Umbelopsidaceae. The transcript has 5 exons. The record is from RefSeq and is a predicted model, not a curated record.